Gossypium arboreum is the source of this 812-nucleotide messenger RNA. RefSeq lists its product as uncharacterized. The transcript is spliced from 2 exons. The coding region runs from base 196 to 561 and encodes 121 amino acids. The record is from RefSeq and is a predicted model, not a curated record. NCBI's taxonomy places the organism in Eukaryota, Viridiplantae, Streptophyta, Magnoliopsida, Malvales, Malvaceae.
UAUAUACCUCUUACUGGAAAUUUCGCCUAUCCUUCUGUUCAGUCAUUUCCAUCUAAGUUCGCCGUUGUUCCUAGGAGCUUACUGCAUUCAGCUAUUUUAAACCAUGUCCGCCCACAUUUUCAGUCAUCAACAUCAUAUCUCAAUCGGCUUUUUCCUUCAGAACUUUAUCAGCUACUACAAGUACUCUAAUAUCCCAUGGCACCCAGAAGGACUGAUAACCUAGAAAUGGAGAAGAAGCAUUUGAAAGUGAGGGCCAAAGUCAAACAACUGAAAGCCGAGAUGAGAAAGAUAAGGGAAGAUCAACGAUGCAUAAGAGAGGAGCAGAUAAAAUUAACGACAAGGUUCGAAGAGAUGGAGAGGCAAUGUCAUGAGCUGAAACAAGAAGUUCGAAUGAUCGCCAAACAAUCAGCUAUUACUCGACUCAAGAUGGGUGUCAUGUUGGGAAUCUUGAAAGCUCGUGAGGGAGGAGAUUUGGUUCAAGCUGCUACUCUCACUCGCUUCCUUGGACAAAUUGUUGCCAUGGAGAAAGUAAAUGCAAACUUGGCUCUAAGUCAAAGAUGAAGAAGAUGAAACAUAGACAUAUUUGGUGAUUUUAUGGAGCAGAACUUGGAGCAGAACUUGGGUGAUUUUAUGGAGUCUAAUACUACCUGCAGUUUUUUGCUGCCUACGGCAGUUUCGAGGUUGCAUUGGUUUUAGGUGUUAAUUUGUAGUAAAUGUGUCAUCAUUUUGAUUAGGUAACUCAUAUUGUAUUCUUCAAAGGAAAAUGUGGUUAAAAUUUUAAAAAUAAUAUUAUUAAAAGGAAUUGUUAUGAA